CUAACAAUCAAACAUUCAAAGCAGGUAUAAAGUAGAAGCAGAUAGAAAGAUAUGGAGAAGUUGAACCGAAUCUGGUAUACCAUAUGAAACCCCGCUGCUCUCCCUGGAGAAGGAGAGCAGCGGAAACCCUACUCUCUCUCUAUCUCGCCUCUGCGUCUCUAAAGCCUCAAUCGUCAGGGUUCCCGUAAGUUAGCCUCCUUUUAUAGGAGAAGUUGGCUAACUUACGAGUUACAAUGAAGCUAACGGGCUAAUACACAUUUGUGACCCGUAUUACACGUUUAAUUAAUAACUACACAAAUACAAGGAUAUUUAAUUAGAUUGGACACCAUAAAAUAAUCCCAACAAUCUCCCCCUUGGUGUUCAAUCGUGUUCAUUCAGCAUUGUAGCGCAGAUAUCUUUGUCUUGUGAACUUCAGUGCAGCUCAGCUUCUUUUGUCUUUGAGCUCAACUUCCAAGAAGGCUUUAUGAAGAAAUCCUCUCAAUCUCCUCUUUGAUGUUUUCUUGGCAGUUUGAUCUGUGAUGCCGGGACUUCUGAGGAAUCCUUUUCUUGUAAUCCUUGCCUUCCAGAAGUUGCUCUUGAUCAGCUUGGAUGAAGUCCGAUGAGGCCUCUAGAAUGAAUGUUCUGAUGAUUAUCAGGGGCGCACGGGAUUCAUCUUCAGAAAUUGAGCUUUUAGGUAUGUCGAGUUUAUCAUUGAGAAGUAUCCUGGAUACAUGCAAGCUUACUGGACCAAACUUUCUUGACUGGGAAAGAAAUGUGCGUUUAGUUCUUAGACAAGAAAAUAUUGAGUAUGUGUUAGACACACCGGUACCCAAGAUUCCUGAUGCCAACUCUCCUGAGUUUGUCACGUUUGACCUGACUGCUCGAGAGAAACACGUCACUGAUGCUAAAACUGUGCAAUGUGUUAUGUUAGCUGCAAUGUCUAUGGAGUUGCAAAGGCAACACGAUAGGAUGAACGCCUUCGAGAUGCUUGAACACUUGAAAAGUCUGUUUGAUUCAGAAAGUCAGAUUCUAGAGUAUGAACUUCUGACAGACAUUUUCAAGUGUAGGCUUCAAGAGGGUGGCAACGUGUCUGAGCACGUCCUCAAAAUGAUUGGCUUAAUUGAAAGAGUUUCUACCAUCGGAAUUAAGUUUGAGGAUCGUGUCUCAGCUGCUAUCAUACUAUAUUCGCUUCCGAGUUCAUUUACUAACUUCAUUGUGAAUUAUAAUUUGAACAAAACGAAAGCGACCAUGCCUGAACUCCAUAACAUGCUCAAGUCUUAUGAAGCCUCA
Messenger RNA from Cuscuta europaea, 1269 nucleotides. The record is from the annotation of a GenBank genome assembly. NCBI's taxonomy places the organism in Eukaryota, Viridiplantae, Streptophyta, Magnoliopsida, Solanales, Convolvulaceae.